This is a messenger RNA of Tinamus guttatus (white-throated tinamou), 778 nucleotides long. The record is from RefSeq and is a predicted model, not a curated record. NCBI's taxonomy places the organism in Eukaryota, Metazoa, Chordata, Aves, Tinamiformes, Tinamidae.
CACAGAGGUCAAAUGCUUUCAUCAGUCCUGAAGAAGAGAGGAGUCAGGCCCUGCUACGUGUGUUGAUCUGCUUGUGCUCUGGACCAUGGACUCAUUGAGAGUUUCCCUAGUGUGAAAAAUGUCCAACAGCAACCGGGAAUUAGUGAUUGACUUUGUUUCCUACAAGCUCUCGCAGAAGGGGUACAGCUGGAGCCAGCUGCAGGAAGAGGAUGAGAACAGGACGGACUUUGCAGGAGAGCCCGAGAUGGACGGUGUCCUCAACGGGAGCCCGUCCUGGCACCCCCCUGGCAGCCACAUAGUGAACGGAGCCGCUCUGCACCGGAGCAGCCCCGAAGCGCAUGGGGUUGUCCCAGCCGCUGACGUGAGGCAGGCGCUGAAAGAGGCGGGCGACGAGUUUGAGCGGGGGUUCAGCGACCUCCCCUCGCAGCUGCACAUCACCCCCGGCACGGCCUACCAGAGCUUCGAGCAGGUGGUGAACGAACUGUUCCGCGACGGCGUCAACUGGGGUCGCAUCGUGGCUUUCUUCUCCUUCGGCGGGGCGCUGUGCGUGGAGAGCGUCGACAAGGAGAUGCGGGUAUUGGUGGGACGCAUUGUAGCGUGGAUGACCACGUACUUGACCGACCAUCUAGAUCCCUGGAUUCAAGAGAACGGCGGAUGGGUAAGAGCUCUUCUCCCGGGGGGUGGCUCCCUGUGUCCCGCUCGUUGGAGAGCGUCGGUGCCACUGGUCAUGCUGAAGCAGGUGGCAGCUCGGUGCCCUGUGUGUGCUAGCACGGGGUAA